Messenger RNA from Meloidogyne enterolobii, 476 nucleotides. NCBI's taxonomy places the organism in Eukaryota, Metazoa, Nematoda, Chromadorea, Rhabditida, Meloidogynidae. The record is from the annotation of a GenBank genome assembly.
AUGGAUGCAGAUAUUGGUGUCAUUAAUCCAAAUCAUUCACUAGAAGAAUUUUUGGAAGGAAGAAAAGAUUUUGAUUUAAUUUUUUAUGAAAGGAUAUUUAAUGGGGAAAUUAUGGCUGGAAGUUAUAUUUUAAAAAAUACUCAAUUUACUAGAGAAUUCCUUUAUUAUUGGGCUGAUUAUUAUUUUAAAGUGCCAAAAAGUUUUCAUGGAACUGAUAAUGGGGCAAUACAUGUAUGUCUAUUAAUUUAAAUUUUUUUAAAAAAUUUAUUAAAUUAAAAAGAUUCUUUACUUAGAGAUUAAUAAAUUUAUUUUCAGUAAAUUCUGAUUAGAGUUCGAUAUUAGGGACGGGAGAAUUCCUUUAUUUUGGGCUGGACUGCACUGAGUGAGAAUCGGGGGCACAAGGGAGACCUCCCCCGUUCGCCGAGGAAUUAGCUUCCCCUGAGACGGAAUCUGACCAUAAUUUAAAUAAAAUUUGG